Molecule: messenger RNA, 2172 nt
Organism: Lindgomyces ingoldianus
Lineage: Eukaryota; Fungi; Ascomycota; Dothideomycetes; Pleosporales; Lindgomycetaceae
Exons: 1
Coding region: 1-2172 (723 amino acids)
Source: RefSeq, a predicted model, not a curated record
AUGUUUGGACAUCCUGGAAUCAGUGCGAUGGAGUUUGCGGGGACGCAGGACCAGCAGCAGCGUCUGGCAAAGAGGAAGGCUGUGGGUUGGAAAACCCUGAUUGGAAAACGCACGUCGCCGACGCACGACGAUAAUACAGCUGAACCUCAACCCGCCAGCGCAAAUAUGUAUGAGGCUGAGACCGGGGAGCUACACACCGUCCUGCAGCACGAGCUGAGUUGUCAGCAGAGACGGAGAGGUAUGUUUAUGAACCAUACCCCUAGAAAGUUUGAGAUAGAAGCCAAGAAGCAGGAAAGUCAGAGGGGUUCUGAGGAAGUUUUAUCGAGAGCAGGAACUUCAUGUCUGGGUAGUGAGAAAGGGGACUCGUUCACACCGUUGCUUCAGGAUUGGGAGUUGGCGGGUUUUGGCUGUCAAGAGCAGGACCCGGUAAGGAAGAGGACUAAUGAGAUUCUAUCUCGCGAACAGACUGAGUAUCCAGAGUCUUCUUUUGCGAAUUCUUUGGCUGGAAAACUUACACGUCCUUCUCCGUUGGAUUUCUCUACGCCGAAUAACAGUCAAAAGGUGGAGCUGGGCGCGUCCAACGAAGACCGCCAAGGACCUGAGAAGCGUCGACGACGCCAGUCCCCCUAUCGAGACUGUGCUCCAGUUUCUCCAAUUGCAAGUAGAUCUUCGCCGUUAGAGCCCUUUAUCGCUCAGUAUAGUCGUGAGGAAACCGGAAGCAGCACCGAGAUCCCUGUCACAACAGAGAAAAUUGACGCUGUUGCGGUGGUAUCUCAAUCCAGAGCUUGUCAGAAGUCCUCCAACGGCCAGGAGAUUACUUCAUCUAGUCCUAGUAGCCGUUACCUAUCAUCAUACUUACCGAAUAAAUCACUACUAGGCUCCUCCCCAGAACUGCCCCAAUCAAGCAGUUUAAUAGAGCCAACGAGCAUCUUUCCAAUUGAAAAGUCGGGCACUACACGCCAGCCACCAGAAGUACCCUCUCGAAACCCCAGAAGGCUGACAACACCACCUCCCAGACUCCGAAUCCGCAGUGGCUCUCGCACCUCUAACUUAUCUAGCGACUUUGCCGUCGCGCGAGGGAUAUACUCGCCCUACGAUAACAGCCCCGUAGUGUGCUCAAACUUUUGCCGUCGUCGAGUACUGCGACCAGGACAAGCUUCACCAGCUGGAUCCAGCAUCCUUGGACGAAUGGCGCCGCCAAUCUUAGGGCACCAAGCUCUAGCCGCUACCACCGAUCUCAACGAUCUAAAUUCCUACCUCAAAUACACAGGGCCCUCACCCAAGCCACUCAAGCCCACAAUAAAGAAAAAGGUGGGGUUUAGCAUGUUCAAAGUCGGCGGGAAGAAGAGUCUUGAAGCGCGCGUAGGAUCUGUCGAAGGGGCUCCGGAUACUAGCAGGGAUAGACCGAGAGCGACCAUGUCAGCGUGUGCGAGGGAAAUGACAACUUCCAGUGGUGCGAGGCAUUUGCGGAUUGUGAUUCCUUCGGGGGACUUUGAAUACGAUCGAACAAUCACGCUGCCGGUGUCGGGGACUGGUGUGGAUAUGAGUGUGGAUGGGGUUGACGGAAAGAGAAGGUCGAGACAUGUGUCGAUUACUUGGACGGAUGAGAUGCUGAAUCGGUUAGGAAGUCCGGAGCUGGAGCACGCGCUGGAGGAUUUCAAUGCUGUCGAGGUAGAUGCGUCUAAUGUGCCCUGCCUCCCUAUUCGUAGCCCGAAGAGGAGUCUAGCAGUGUCGAAGCCAGUGCCGGUGCCGGUGGACGAUCAUCCGUUGGUGAUGGCGACGAGGGAGGAGCAGACUAAGGCUAAGAAGCUGAGGGAUCGGAAGAGGAUAAAGAUGAAGGAUGUAAUGGUUUCUACGACGCUCUUAACCCCUGUUCCGUCUCCAGUGAUAGAUCAUGGCGAACAUAUGGAUGUAGUGGAGGAAGAAGGAGAGAAGGAGAAAUAUGUUAUUAGGAAGAUGGUGAAGUUGCAGGAUAGGGUUGAGGCGCUGCAGAAGCAGAAUAUUGAGUUGGUGAGGGCGUUAGCAGAGAUUGUUGGGGUGGACAUUGAGGGCAGGGAGGGGGAUGUGGAGGGGAUGUUGAGGAGAUAUAGGGAAUUGAAGAGGGAUUGGGUGAGAUCUGGGAAUGACAGGCAGAGCGGAAGAGGAAUGGAGCCUAAAGAAGUAGGGGACUAG